GCCAAAAACAAACAUAUUCUAAAAAAUGGCGACAACGAUCAACAAGCAAGUCGUAUUACGUGAUUACGUAACCGGUUUUGCCAACGAAUCCGACCUUGUAAUCACCUCCACCACCGUCGAUCUUAGGGUGCCGAAGGGAUCUAUGACGGCGUUGGUGAAGAAUCUCUACUUGUCUUGCGAUCCUUACAUGCGCAAUCGUAUGAGAAAACCUGAUCCUUUGAGCCCUGCUACUGCUCAGUCCUUCACUCCCGGCAAGCCUAUCUCAGGGUUUGGAGUGUCUAAAGUGAUAGAUUCUGGACACUCAGACUACGAAGAAGGUGACUUACUUUGGGGAGCAGUAGGAUGGGAAGAGUACAGUGUUAUUACACCAAUUCCUAAUCUUCACUUCAAAAUUCAUCAUACCGAGUUUCCCUUAUCUUACUACACUGGACUUCUUGGUAUGCCUGGUAUGACCGCAUAUGUUGGGUUUUACGAGAUCUGUUCUCCAAAGAAAGGUGAUACUGUGUUUGUGUCAGCUGCCUCUGGCGCGGUUGGUCAGCUUGUAGGACAAUUUGCUAAGAUGAUGGGUUGUUAUGUUGUUGGAAGUGCUGGAAGUAAAGAAAAGGUUGAUCUCCUCAAGAACAAGUUUGGAUUCGAUGAUGCCUUCAAUUACAAGGAAGAACACAAUCUUGUUGCUGCCCUAAAAAGGUGUUUCCCUGAAGGCAUUGACAUAUACUUUGAGAACGUGGGAGGCAAGAUGCUGGAUGCAGUGAUCUUAAACAUGAGACCACACGGCCGUAUCGCGGCAUGUGGGAUGAUCUCACAGUACAAUCUGAAGAAUCCGGAAGGCAUAUACGGGCUCUCGCUCAUUACAUACAAACGAAUCCGUAUCGAAGGGUUUAACUGUUUCGAUUACUUCGACAAAUACUCGGAAUUCUUGGAGUUUGUGGUUCCGUAUAUAAGAGAAGGUAAGAUAACGUAUGUGGAAGAUGUUGCUGAUGGGCUCGAGAGUGCCCCUGCUGCUCUCGUUGGACUCUUUCACGGCGGAAGCCAAAUGUCAUCACCGGCAGCUCCAAAAAUACUUCUGGCUAAACCCUCCGUUUCUCCGAUUACCGGUAAAUUCGGACGCGGCAACUCCGACGACGAUAAUGCUUCGCACCGCUCUCGUCUCCCUCCUGUUAGCUCUCUGAAUAUGCUCUCCGAUUCUUGGGAUUUUCACAUCGAUCGCUUUCUCCCUUUCCUUACCGAGAAUACUGACUUCACGGUGGUUGGAGUUAUUGGACCUCCGGGUGUUGGCAAAUCGACAAUUUUGAAUGCAAUCUACGCCUUUGAUGGGAGCUCCCCUGGAAUGCUACCGCCAUUUUCUGUACAGUCUGACGAGAUCAAAGCAGCGGCAAAACAUUGUACUAUUGGCAUCGAACCAAGAGUUUCCGCUGAGAGGUUCAUCCUUCUUGAUGUUCAGCCUGUUUUCAGUCCAUCCAUAUUGGCUGAGAUAAUCAGACCUGAUAGUUCAUCCUCAGUACCAGUCUUGGGCAAUGACUCUCUGUCGGCUGAGUUGGCUCACGAAAUCAUGUGCAUCCAGCUUGGUGUCCUCUUAGCAUCCAUUUGUCACGUGUUGCUGGUGGUAUCUGAAGGAGUUCAUGAAGAUAACAUGUGGCAUCUGAUGUCAACGGUGGAUUUGUUGAAGCAUGCAAUACCUGAUCCAUCUUCUCCCGCACUUUCCCGUCUACAGAUCUCUGAGAUUGGGCCUGAAAUGGAAUUUAAGGACAAAUUAUCUGAGGGAAAUGAAUAUAUGGCUACUCCCAUAUUUGUGCACUCAAAGCUUCAGGAUCAAGAUCUCUCUCCAAAGAAUAUCUUGCAACUAAGAAAGGCACUGGCGCAGUAUUUCGAAUCAAGUUCAUUCAGACAAGGAAGGAAUGGGUCGGAGUUAGUCGAGCCGGUUUCUCUUGUGAUUCCAUCUAAAAGCUCGAGAAACCAGCACGAGAGUUAUCAAUUAGCAAUGUGGAAACUAAGGGAUCAGGUUAUGUCUUCUAAAUCUACGUCCUUUUCAAGACCAGUCUCCGAACGGGAGUGGCUGAAAAACUCAGCAAAGAUAUGGGAGAUGGUGAAGAAUUCUCCGAUCAUUGCAGAGUACAGUAGGGCUCUUCAAAGUUCCGGUAUGUUUCGGAGGUAGUAGUAGACCUUCACUUAUAGUCAGUGUCUUCAUAUUCUAGGCUUGCUCGUUUGUUGCUGAAUUCAUUGAACUUGAGAUGUAGUGUUUUUUCUUCUUCAAGUUCUUAAAUAUUUUCUUACAGCAAAAUCUCUCUGUUUCUUGCAACAUUCUCCCUCUCCCUCUCAAUACAGCAAAUGCUAAUUA
Arabidopsis arenosa is the source of this 2335-nucleotide messenger RNA. NCBI's taxonomy places the organism in Eukaryota, Viridiplantae, Streptophyta, Magnoliopsida, Brassicales, Brassicaceae. The record is from the annotation of a GenBank genome assembly.